AUGGCCGAUCCGCCGGCUGGAUCAGUGCCGGCAGCAGCCGGGUCUGUGCAGUCACCACCGCAACCACCGCCCCUGUUCAGCAUCUUCGCCCCGCGCCCUCCCUCGACCGCGUCCGUCUCCGCCGGCUCCACCACCUCGCGCCCCGCGCCAGCUCCAGCCGCCGCCGCCGCCGCCGAGCCCAGCGCCAGCUCGAUGGCCCGCGGUGCAGCAACGCAGCAGCGCGCCGUGUCGGCCUCGGCGCACAGCGCGACGGGCACCGAGACGCUCAGCCUCGUCGAGGACAGUGGGGCGAGCGAUGACGGGCUUUCGGGGCCAGAGGGCGGCGCGAAGCGUGGGAGGAGCGGCAAGGAGAAGGGCAAGGGCAAGGACGGGGCCAAGAAGGCGCGCAGGCCGAGGCGCGCGCAGGACGAGGGCGAGGACGAGGACGACGUCGUCGUGGUCGGCUCGUCGUCCAGGGCGCACAAGAACGGCAAGGGCAAGGCGGCGAGCACGUCGAGCAAGGCCAAGGGCAAGAAGCGCGCUGCGUCGCCGGCCGCCUCCGACUCGGACGACGACGCCGCCGGCAGCUCUGCACCCUCGACGCCUCGCACGCCGGUCAAGCGUCGCUCGACGACCCGCCGCAGCGCCGCCGCCUCGAAACACGACGCCGUCGUCGACCUCACCGAGUCGCCGCCGCGCAAAAAGAAGAAGAAGAAGGGCGACAAGGGCAAGGACAAGCCGGUCGGCGGCGCGAGCGGCAUCAUUACGGCCGGCCACGCCUUCUCGGACGAGCGUCGCGCCGCGCGCGACAAGGCCAAGAAGCGCGAGGCGCCCGAGGCGAGGUGGCCGACGCAGGAGGAGCACGAGGGCUGCGCGGCGGGCGCUGUCGCGGUCAGUCGCGGCGGCGAGUCGAGCGGCGCGGCGCAAGGUGCGUCGGACGCGAGGUGGGCGCGCCGCGAGGCCAAGGGCAAAGGGCGCGCCAUGGACGUCGACGACGAGGACGAGCCUGGCGGCACGUUCCUCGACGACCUGCACGCGGCGCUCGCGGGCCCGCUCGAGCCCAGCACGAGCGCCGCCGCCCCGCUCGCGCCCGUCUACUCGCGCCGCGCCCUCAGCCUCAUUCCCGACCUCCUUCCACCUUUUUCCCCUCACUCGCUCCUCGACCGCCUCGCCGCACCCAUGCGCAACGCGUCGUCAUCGACUUCGAGCCCGUCGACGUUCGUCCGCCCGACCGACCGCGACUACGAGCCGGGCGAGGACGACGUCAAGCUGUGGACGGCCAAGUACGGGCCGCAGAGCGCCGACGAGGUGCUCGGCGACGUGAGCGGGCAAAGCGCGAGGUGGCUCCGAGACUGGCUCGAGGAGCUGAAAGUGCAAGGAGCUGCCGGCGAUGCCGACGCGGCCAGGCGUCGUCGUCCAAUCGCGCGCGGGCUCAUCAAGCCCAAGAAGAAGGCCAAGAAGCGCAAGCCGUUCAACGACUUUAUCGCCUUGUCCGACGAUGAAGACGACGACGCACCCGCCACCUACCCGUCCUCGUCCUACGACGCUCGCGCGUCCGACUUUGGCGACGACGACGACGACGACGACGACCUCCUCCUCCUCCCGUCCUCCUCAGCCUCUCGCCGCGCCGGCUCCGUCUUCCCCAACCUCACCAACCUCAUCCUCCUCCACGGCCCACAUGGCACGGGCAAGAGCGCCGCCGUUCACGCUGUCGCGAGCGAGCUCAACUUCGAGGUGUUCGAGGUCUUUCCCGGCAUGGGUCGGCGCAGCGCUAAGGACCUCGAGCGCUACGUCGGCGACGUCGGCCGCAACCACGUCGUGCUCGGCGGGAGCCCGAGGAAGGGCGGGCAGGGAGGGGCAGCGGGAGGGAGUGUCGCGGCCAUGUUCAAGCGGCUGCAGGCCAAGGUCGAGGCCGGGCCUGUCGCGAGUGGGAGCGCGCACGGGGCCAAGGGCAAGGAGAAGGAGAAGGAGACGGGCGCCGAGGUGCGCGACAAGGGCCCGACGCAGUCGCUCAUCCUCGUCGACGAGGUCGACGUGCUCUUUCGAGGCGACGAGGACUUUUGGCAAGGCCUCAUCUCGCUCGCCCAGCAGUCGCGUCGCCCGAUCGUCAUGACCUGCACCAACUUCUCCAACGUUCCCUUCGACGAGCUCGGCCUGCAACAGGUCGUCACGUCCGCGACGACCUCUCCCGCCAACUUCCUCUCGUUCGCCGCACCUUCGCCCGAUGUCGCCGUCCCCUACCUCCAGCUCGUCGGCCUGCGCGAGGGUCACAUCCUCCCCUCCUCGACCGUCGACUCGCUCUACUCGGCCUUCUCGCGCUCGCGCCCGUACCCGGCGUGGCUCACGCAGCAGGAGCCCGGCGAGCGACCCCUCCCGCAUCCGCUGUCGAGCAUGCCGCUCCCGAGCGACGACCUGCGCAAGGCGCUCAUGCAGCUCCAGUUCGAGUGCGCGUGGGGCGUGCCGGGAGCCACGAGCGGCGAGGAGUCGGACGGCGCGCUCGUCGAGGACGAGACCGCGUGGUGCGAGGGGGCGCUGCGCGUGCCAAUCAGCGCCGAGGGCGACGACGGCCGGUCGGGCACGCAGGCUGUCUUGAAUGGCACGACGGGGGAGUCGGACGGGGCUGGUGGACGGGACGGCAAGGCGCUCGAGCGUGCGGCGCUGGCCGCCGACGCACUUUCUUUCGCCGACGCCCACGUCGCUCGGCGCAUCUCGGCACUCAUCGAGGACGAGGAGACGGGCCGCUUCAUCACGCCGGGCGACGCCGAGGCGUCCUUCCCGGUGCUCGAGUACGUCCUGCGCGAGGACACGCAGCGCAUUCCUUUCGUCGGCGCCGAGCCGGACAUGGUGCAGGCGAUCGACUCGCUCGCGUUCGGCCUGUGGGAGGGCGUGACUCGCUUCGGUCCUCUCGAGGACGAGGAGCUCGAGUCGAAGCGGUCCGACUUUACCUUCCGCCUCGGCCAACUCGUCCACUCGGGCGGCGACAACGCCCUCCUACAGCCGCCCGACCCGAUCCUCCCCAGCUCCUCCGUCACGACCGACUACCGCCCCUACCUGCGCAGCAUCACCCUCGCCGACGACGACCGCCUCGCCGCCUCGGCGUUCGCGAGCGCUAGCGCCGCCGACGAUGGCGGCCCGAGCGAGGUGCACGCGCUCGGCAUGGCGGCCUCGCUCGCCGCCGCGGCCGGGCCCGGCGGCGCCGGCGCGCGCAAGCAGCGCAAGUCGGCGCGGCAGAAGGCGCAGAAGGGCGAGCCAAUGUACGAGCGCGUGCUUGGGUGGGCGAGCGAGGUCGAGGCCGACUGGCUUCGCGCGAGCGGGUUUGAGUAGCUGAGUGGGGCGCUUGAUCUAGCAGACGCAAUGGGCUUGUCGACGGUGACUCG
Molecule: messenger RNA, 3356 nt
Organism: Rhodotorula graminis WP1
Lineage: Eukaryota; Fungi; Basidiomycota; Microbotryomycetes; Sporidiobolales; Sporidiobolaceae
Exons: 6
Coding region: 1-3303 (1100 amino acids)
Cellular component (GO): nucleus
Molecular function (GO): ATP hydrolysis activity; ATP binding; DNA binding
Source: RefSeq, a predicted model, not a curated record